Oppia nitens is the source of this 469-nucleotide messenger RNA. RefSeq lists its product as uncharacterized. Bases 41 to 469 code for a protein of 142 amino acids. Lineage: Eukaryota; Metazoa; Arthropoda; Arachnida; Sarcoptiformes; Oppiidae. The transcript is spliced from 2 exons. The record is from RefSeq and is a predicted model, not a curated record.
UAGUUUACCACUAGCAUUAAUACUGUUAUUUAAAUUGUCCAUGUUGUUAAUUGUAAUUCAUUUGGGUGUCAAUCAAUGUGAAACGGAUGAGGAUUAUAAAAAAUUUGAUGAAAUGUUAAGCAAACAAAAUAUUGAAAAAUUUGGAAAAGGAGACUGUACAGGUAGUCGACAUAAAUGUCCACUGGGUCCAUGGUGUUGCGACGACUUUGGUAACGCUAGAAAUUGUCUGCAUUCACCGUGUGGAGGAGUUUGUUGCCCUGAAAAUUGGACAUGUGGUACCAAACAAUUUGGUCUAGAUGAUUUGAAUAUACAAAAUCAAGGCUAUUAUUGUAAAAAUGAUGCUGAAACUAAUGGUGAUCAAUUUGAUGAUCAAGGAGGUCAAUUCGGUUAUCUAGGAGGUCAAGGUGGAGAUCAAGGAGGUCAAGGUGUAGAUCAGGGAGGUCAAGAGGGAGGUCAAGUUGAAAAGUAA